Hymenoscyphus albidus is the source of this 373-nucleotide messenger RNA. The record is from the annotation of a GenBank genome assembly. NCBI's taxonomy places the organism in Eukaryota, Fungi, Ascomycota, Leotiomycetes, Helotiales, Helotiaceae.
AAAUUUUUGUUCCUUCUAAUAACAAUAUAGUCUGCGGAAAGUUCAAUCCCUCGAACGGUGGUACGAUCAGGAUUGUAUAUACACGUGAAUUGUGAGAAGUAUAUAGCCACCUGCAUGUUUCGAAAUUCCAAUAUUCCUCUUCUUUCAACCCUCGAAGCAGUUCAUCUUCUAUCACCUCGAGUUGAGCUCAAUAAUGAUACACCAAGCGUACGAGAAAAUUGGUAUUGUAGGAGUAAGUACGACUCCAAAACUGGGAUCUUCAUGUUCUGAAAAAUCACAUUCAGCCCGGGAGGCCUCAGAAAAUCUAGGUUCAGCAAUUUCCAAAGAACUGAUCGAUUCCCAGCCCUUCAAAAUCAACGUCGUCACACGGUAA